UACAUUUGAGGUACGGCCCAAUAGCAGUCUCUAUGGUGGGGGAGGCGGGGCCAGAUCUACAACGCCAAUGAGCCCCGGCCCUGGCGGCCGGAAAGAUGGCGAUCCUGGCACCUCUAAUUGCUCUGGUGUAUUCUGUGCCGCGACUUUCACGAUGGCUGGCUCAACCUUACUACCUUCUGUCGGCCCUGCUCUCUGCUGCCUUCCUACUCGUGAGGAAACUGCCGCCGCUCUGCAACGGUCUGCCCACCCAACGCGAAGACGGCAACCCGUGUGACUUUGACUGGAGUUUGACUCUUUUUGGCAACAAUAAAAUGGUGCCCAACGUGUGUCUCAGAGAAGACUCAGGACCCCCUAAGGAGUUGUCUGAAACCAGAGCUACGGUACAAGCAGGGGCCGCUGGACAAGAAGGUUCUAGAAGGAGUGCACAGCCCAGCUUGACCUGUGGCAUCUCUGUGUUUGUUUCAGUUACCGUGGAGCAACAUAUAGGCAACAUUUUCAUGUUUAGUAAAGUGGCCAACGCAAUUCUUUUCUUCCGCUUGGAUAUUCGCAUGGGCCUGCUUUACAUCACACUCUGCAUAGUGUUCCUGAUGACGUGCAAACCCCCCCUAUAUAUGGGCCCUGAGAAUAUCAAGUACUUCAAUGAUAAAACCAUUGAUGAGGAACUAGAACGGGACAAGAGGGUCACUUGGAUCGUGGAGUUCUUUGCCAAUUGGUCUAAUGACUGCCAAUCAUUUGCUCCUAUCUAUGCUGACCUGUCCCUCAAGUACAACUGUACAGGGCUAAACUUUGGGAAGGUGGAUGUUGGACGCUAUGCUGAUGUCAGUACACGGUACAAAGUGAGCACAUCACCCCUCACCAAACAACUUCCUACACUGAUCCUGUUCCAAGGUGGCAAGGAAGUAAUGCGGCGCCCACAGAUUGACAAGAAAGGACGAGCUGUCUCAUGGACCUUCUCGGAGGAGAAUGUGAUCCGAGAAUUUAACUUAAAUGAGCUAUACCAGCGGGCCAAGAAGCUAUCAAAGGCUGGAGACAAUAUCCCCGAGGAGCAGCCUGUGGCCCCAAGCCCCACCAGCGUGUCAGACGGGGAAAGCAAGAAGGACAAAUAAGAUCCUUACCUUGGCAGUGCUUCCUGUCAAUUCCAGGCUCCUUCCAUAACCACAAGCCUGAGGCUACAGCCUUUUAUUUAUGUUUUCCGUUUGGCUGUGACUGGGUGGGGCAGGGUGCUGCUUCUGAUUUUUAAAGAGGCAUCUAGGGAAUUGUCAGGCACCCUACAAGAAAGCCUGCCAUGCUGUGGGCCAACUGUUUCACUGGAGCAGAAAGAGAUCUCAUGGUAGAGGAGAAAAUGGCUUCCCUCCAAGCUUGGGCCAGUGUGUUAACUUUUAUCAACGAUUCAGACAUCUCCAUGGUUUCUCCCUGAAACUGGUUUCAUUAUUCCAUUUUAGCCUACCUGCACAGCUUAGUUAGACCUAGAUUCAACCCUAAGGUAAGAUGCUGGGGUAUAGAACACUAAGAGUUUUCCCUCAAGGACCCUGGCUUGUUUAUGGCCUUCAUUAAAAGUAUAAGCCUAACUUUGUCACUAGUCCUAAGGGGAAACCGUUAACCACAAGUUUUUAAUCAUUGAAGACAAUAUUGAACAUCCCCUUAUUUUGUGGGGAUUGAGAAAGGGUGAAUAGAGGCUUGAGACGUUCCUUUGUGGGAUAGGACUUGGAGGAGAAAUCCACUGGACUUUAACCACUCUGACCAACUCCCCACACCCAGUUGAUGGUUUUCCAUAAUAAAAAGAUUGGGAUUUCCUUUUGA
Messenger RNA from Cebus imitator (Panamanian white-faced capuchin), 1800 nucleotides. RefSeq names its product thioredoxin related transmembrane protein 2 (gene TMX2). Lineage: Eukaryota; Metazoa; Chordata; Mammalia; Primates; Cebidae. Gene Ontology annotation, molecular function: disulfide oxidoreductase activity. The coding region runs from base 96 to 1106 and encodes 336 amino acids. The transcript has 9 exons. The record is from RefSeq and is a predicted model, not a curated record. Gene Ontology annotation, biological process: brain development. Gene Ontology annotation, cellular component: membrane-bounded organelle.